AUGGCAGACGUGCAAAAGAAGCUGCAGGCGCUGUCUGAAAGCUAUCAAGGCCUCCAGGCUGAGCUCGGAACUGCAGUAGAGGCUCGCCAGAAGCUCGAAUCGCAACAACAGGAGAACAGUACCGUCAAGAAGGAGUUUGACAUCCUCGACGACGAUGCAAACAUCUAUAAACAAAUUGGCCCAGUACUGCUGAAGCAGGACAAGACGGAGGCAGUCAUGUCGGUCAACGGUCGCCUCGAGUUCAUCGACAAACAGAUCAAGGAUAUCGAGAAACAGAUACAGGGUAUACAAGACAAGAGUGAGAAGAUCAAGGGCGAGAUUAUUCAAAUCCAGUCGGCGGCACAGCAAUCACAGCAAGCAGCGGCAUCAUCAUGA
This is a messenger RNA of Alternaria ethzedia, 375 nucleotides long. RefSeq lists its product as uncharacterized. Gene Ontology annotation, cellular component: prefoldin complex; cytoplasm. Gene Ontology annotation, biological process: chaperone-mediated protein complex assembly; protein folding. The coding region runs from base 1 to 375 and encodes 124 amino acids. Lineage: Eukaryota; Fungi; Ascomycota; Dothideomycetes; Pleosporales; Pleosporaceae. Gene Ontology annotation, molecular function: protein-folding chaperone binding. The transcript has 5 exons. The record is from RefSeq and is a predicted model, not a curated record.